Culicoides brevitarsis is the source of this 1455-nucleotide messenger RNA. RefSeq names its product probable cytochrome P450 313a4. Gene Ontology annotation, molecular function: heme binding; monooxygenase activity; iron ion binding. The coding region runs from base 1 to 1455 and encodes 484 amino acids. The transcript has 3 exons. The record is from RefSeq and is a predicted model, not a curated record. Lineage: Eukaryota; Metazoa; Arthropoda; Insecta; Diptera; Ceratopogonidae.
AUGCUAUUAACGAUUAUCUUUUUGUCUCUUUUUGCUGUUUUGUUUCUUCUAGAACGAAAACGGCGCGCAAUAAGUCACGAGUUCCGACACAUUCCAGGGAUAGCGGAAGAGUAUCCAGUGAUCGGGAAUUUAUUUGCGCUCCGAAAACUCGACCCAAAUGACUUUAAACACUUGCUCGAUGUCCUUUGUCCGCAACCAAUUUGCAAGGUUACCGGAUUCGGAAGUGUUAUGUUUACCGUUAGCGAUGCCAGUUGUUGUCAAAAAAUUUUAUUAUCGCCGAAAUUCCAUCUGCGUGAUGCGACAAUUCGAUUUUUGGAGAUGGAAGCUGCUCUUUUCACAUCAAAAUACGAAAAUUGGAAGUUGAUACGAAAACCACUCAAUUUGGCGUUCAGUAAGCAGUGUAUAUUGUCGAUGUUGCCAACGAUGAAUCGGCAUGUCGAUGAACUUUGUCGCAAAAUUGAGCAAUUUACGGAGAAGAAGGAAGCAUUUGAUAUUUAUAACGUUUUGGCACACUUUGAAAUUGAUGAAAUUUGUGAAACGAUUCUCAAAAGCGAUUAUAGGUGUGACCAAAAUCUCGUCGAUAUGCUGCAAAGUUCGACAGAUAACAUUGGGAAACGUGUUUUUAAUCCAAUUUAUCAUCCAGAAUUCAUCUAUCGUCAUUCCAGCGUUGGUCGAGUCAUCAGAGGGGCUCAUGCGAUGGGCACAAAGAUCUUUAAACCGAUGAUCAUGAAGUCCAUUGACGAUACAAUCAACGGAAAUAAACGCGAUGACACGAAAUACACGGUGAUGGGACAACUUUUGAGCAUCGGACAAGAUGGAGGACGAAAAUUGACGUAUGAGGAAAUCGAGGAUAACGUAAAAACAUUCAUUACGGCGGGAUUUGAGACACAAGCUCAUGCCAUUGGAUACACGUUGUUGAUGUUAGCCUUACAUCCCGAGGUCGAAAAGAAAGUUUACCAAGAAAUUUGUGAAUUUUACUCGAACGACACGGAAAUUGAUGCUGAAAAGGUGCGCCAAAUGGAAUAUUUGGACAUGGUAGUGAAUGAAACGUUGCGAUUGUAUCCGGUAGCGCCAUUAAAUCUAAGAACAGCGAUGGAAGACACGUACAUCGAUGAUGUUGGUUUGAUACCGAAAGGUACCACAAUGUUCAUCGCCAUGUACAAACUUCAUCGAAAUCCGACAAUUUGGGGUCCAAAUGCCGAAAAAUUCGAUCCUGAAAACUUUUCUGCCGAUAAAAUGAAAGAUCGCCCUCCUUUUUCUUAUUUGCCGUUUGGCGGAGGCGCCAGAAAUUGCAUUGGCCUUCAUUACGCUCAUUAUAACUUACGAAUCACAUUGGUAAAGCUUUUGGCAAAGUUCAAGUUCACAACUGACCUGAAAUUUGAAGAUAUUUCCUUUAAAUAUGGAAUUUCGCUAAAACUAUCAUCUGGUUACAUGUUAAAAGUGCGUCAUCGAUGA